Podarcis lilfordi (Lilford's wall lizard) is the source of this 7307-nucleotide messenger RNA. The record is from the annotation of a GenBank genome assembly. NCBI's taxonomy places the organism in Eukaryota, Metazoa, Chordata, Lepidosauria, Squamata, Lacertidae.
AUGUUGAUAAGUAAUUUCUAUUUGCAUUCAUUAUUUUGAAUCUCUCAGUGCCCUCAUCAUUGCAUGUCCUUCUGUCAUUAUAUUUGCUAUUAUAGCUAGCUUGAUAAUAUAAAAUUAUGAAAUUAACAUUUAAAAGACAAAACAAUGGCAAAAUAAUAAUGCAGUUUAUUUGAUAGAGAUGAUCCUGGAAAGUUUCAGAACAAAAUGGAGGACGGGAUAAGCAAUCAAAGGAGCCUCUAAAAAUGUGCACUUUAUAGAAAUGUGCACUUUGGGAUCCAAGCCAAUAUUUUCAAGAAAAAUAAUGUGUUCCUAAGGUUUCUUCAAGGAAAAGGCAACUUGCCAAACCCAUCUUUGUGUGCAUAUGCUUUAAAGCUUGUUUGAAGCUCAUUUCUCUGCCUCAAAGAAUUCUGGGUACUGUAGUUAAACCCUCAAAGAGGUACAAUUACCAGCAAACCUUAACAAACUACAGUGCCCAGAAUUCUCUGAAGGGAAAAUGUGCGCUGAAUGUGCACAAUGUCUAGUGUGUAUACAGACAUGCUUUAGCAUCUUCCCUCUGCAAAGGGAUUUCUUCUGGAAAGGGUUUUCGGAGUGUAGGGCUACAGGUAGGCGGACAGGAAGAGAAAGAUGAGUUGGGCAAGUUGCUUUUUGGAUACAAUAGAACAUACUUUCCAUAUCAUACUAAAAUAUGUGAAUAUUUAACAUUUAUUCACAGGACCCUACUUGUAUGAACUCAACUUUCAAAGCAGCUCUUCAAAUAGCAGGACUUAUGUUACAUGUAGGGAUGCGGGUGGCGCUGUGGUGUAAACCACUGAGCCUAGGGCUUGCUGGUCGGAAGGUCAGCGGUUCGAAUCCCUGUGACAGGGUGAGCUCCCAGUGCUCAGCACCAGCUCCUGCCAACCUAGCAGUUCGAAAGCACACCAGUGCAAGUAGAAAAAUAAGUACUGCUCCGGCGGGAAGGUAAACAGUGUUUCCGUGCGCUGCUCUGGUUUCGCUGGCUUAGUCAUGGUGGCCACAUGACCCGGAAAAACUGUCUGCGGACAAACAUUGGCUCCCUCGGCCAGUAAAGCAAGAUGAGCGUCGCAACCCCAGAGUUGUUUGCGACUAGACUUAACUGUCAGGGGUCCUUUACCUUUACCUUUUUAUGUUAGAUGUAGUUUUCAAAGCUGCUUCUCUCCAACUCUUUCUGUCUUUUCUUCUUUCUUCUUCUUUUAGGCAUGGCUAAUCCAAGUUCAUCGUUGUUAGAUGAAGCUGUGCAGCAAAUAGCAGAACAACAACAUGCCCAAGCCUCUGAAAUAGAAAGCAACAAGGCUGUCCUUAUUAGGUUGCAGGUAAUAUGACUUUUGGGACGUGGGUGGCACUGUGGGUUAAACCACAGAGCCUAGGACUUGCCGAUCAGAAGGUUGGUGGUUCGAAUCCCCGUGACGGGGUGAGCUCCCGUUGCUCGGUCCCUGCUCCUGCCAACCUAGCAGUUCGAAAGCCCGCCAGUGCAAGUAGAUAAAUAGGUACCGAUCCGGAGGGAAGGUAAACGGCGUUUCCGUGCGCUGCUCUGGUUCGCCAGAAGCGGCUUAGUCAUGCUGGCCACAUGACCCGGAAGCUGUACGCCGGCUCCCUUGGCCAAUAAAGCGAGAUGAGCGCCGCAACCCCAGAGUCAGUCAUGACUGGACCUAAUGGUCAUGGGCCCCUUUACCUAAUACUGUAUGACUUUUAGAAAAUAACACUUGCACAAAAGGAAAUGCCAUCCUGAAUCUCUGCUCAGUUUCAGUUCAAAUAUAUGGCUUAGUCAAGAAUUGUCCAAGAGGGCAGUUUUUAGGACUCAUCCAAUUGAAAUUACAGAAAUAGUACCUCGGGUUAAGAACUUUGCUUCAGGAUGAGAACAGAAAUCAUGCUCUGGCGGCGCGGCAGCAGCGGGAGGCCCCAUUAGCUAAAGUGGUGCUUCAGGUUAAGAACGGACAUCCGGAACGAAUUAAGUACGUAACCAGAGGUACCACUGUAGUUCUGUAUGACCAAACGCACUUUGAUCUGGUUGAGUCAAACCCAACCAUAAAUAUGGAAUGAAUGUAAGCUCGUAAGAAGAGCCGCCUGGAUCAGCCCAGCAUCCUGUUCUCAAAGUGGCCAAGCAGAUGUCCUUAGGAAGCAUGCAUGCAAGGCCCAAGGCUCAGGGCCGUCUUUAGCAGAUGCAACGCCGGAGUGCAGAUAUCCGCCCAGUACCCCCAAAUUACCACGGAUAGUGUUGGGGUGGCUGUGGCUGCGCACUGCCAGCCAUCGGGGGGGGGCUCUCCCCCAUGCCGCUGUAGGAGAGCGAUCCCCGCAGAGGCUUGGGAGUGAAGUUGCGCCCCUCCCAAGCCUCCACGGAAGGAGAGCGCAGCUUCCCUCCGAAGCCUCCCCAGGAGGAGAGCGAUCCCCGCAGAGGCUUGGAAGGAAAGCUGCAUGUCUGCCAGCCUUAUGGUUGGCGGGGCGCAGCUGGCAGGCAUGCAAGGAAAGGGGAGGCCACUGGCAAAGCCGCGUAGCUCCCCCACUUGCUGGGGCACCCCUGAGAGACCUGCGCCCUGGCGCGACGCACCACUAAGCCCUAUGGGAAAGACGGCUCUGCCAAGGCUAUAUAGCACUACAGCAUUUACCUCUUUCCAGUUGUCUGUACCGUAUGGAGGAGGAUUUUAGGGACAAGUUACAUAUUUUUUUCUUAGAAGAGCAGCAAUUUCACAUUCGAGUUCUUUAAGAAUUACUGGGUGGAUUGUUACUUGGACCCACCAACCUGUCAGUUUUAUCUUGCCAUUAAGGCCUGGAACCUCAUCUCUUGUCAACACUAUUUGCCCCAGUUCCUUGGACUCUCUCUCUUCCUGCGUACAUUAGUUCAGGCACAAGGAUAUGUCCUAUGUCUUCUGCCCUAAAGACAAGUGGGAAAAGUCGUAUGAUUUCCUGCAGUCUCCUUGCCCCAGCACCCUAGAAGAAGACUUGAAAUACAGCAAAUUGGUGGAAAGUUUUUAUUUAUUAAAAUAAUAACAAUUAGAUGAUCUGCAGUAUAAAAGUCAAUUCGAACAAGUGUGGGCAGGUGAAGAUAGUUUUUUCUCCUAUCGGCAUGUGUGCACACACAUUUUGUGGCUUCUGAGCCAAGGGCUGGAAUAAAUUACCUUCCUUGCUGUUCUAGAGUCAUUUAGGCUACCUACAAAAGAAGUCCGUCAUGUGGUAGGGGAGGGGAGGCAGAUGCUGUUUGAGGAAGACAAUUCCAAGCUUCGCAUGAAUGUACAGAACUAUUCAUGUUGAUCGGGUAUUGUGACAUCACAGAUCAUUUUAAUCAGGAAAAGCCAACAGCAAAACGAUAAAAUUAUUGUCUUCAAUUUAAUAAAUUGGAAAGCCAAAUUUCUAGAUAAAUCAGAGUCAUACGUACUUUGUACAGUGCUAUAAAUUUUUAUACUACUAAUUAUAAUGCUUUCACAAUUUUGUUUUCUUUUAAAUAAAUGAAAAUAGCUAGUUAACUAAACCUCAAGCAAUUACACCAUUGUAUAAAUAAUUUAAUGCUAUCCACCAAAAGUGUUAACUUUUCACUGUAUAUUACUAUAUUUUCCCAUAGACUCAGCUGCAGGAUCUUGAGGCACAAAUGAAACUUGUUAUGGCGGACAGAAAGGCAACAGAAAGGCAAAUGUAUCAUCAAGAUGAAGCCAUAAUAAGUACAAAAGAUCACUGUGAAAAUCUGGAGGUUCAGAUCACAGCCUUGUAUGUUGAGAAUCUAAAGCUUGCAUUUGAUACGGAAACACUGCAAGAAGAGUAUAAACUGAUGCUUCAAAGAAACAGUGCCUACUAUGCAAAAAUGGCUGCUCAUAGAGACCACUUUGUGGAGGCAGAAAACAAAUUGCCACUCAUGACUGAGCUCACUAAGAAAAAAGCUGCGGUCAAAGAGAUGAUUACAAACAAGGAGGAAUUAAUGUCUGUUCUACAGAAUCCAGAAGUACCGGUAAAUACUACUAACCAAUCUCAGGUCCAAUUAAUUGGCUUUCUCACCUUAUCUUCUAUGUAAAAUUGUGUUUUCUUUAUGUAUCUGACUGGGACCUAGCCUAAUACUUUGUUCACAAGGAGAUAAGUGCUGUUACUCACCAUUGUCUACAUUUGUGACCAGAUGUGGUUGCAACAAUUCUCCUUGUCAUCUGGGGGAGCGCAUUCCACAGGGUGGGUGCUACUACUGAGAAGGCCCUCUGCCUCAUCCCCUGUAACUUUACACAGUGAGGGAGCCACCAGAAAGCCCUGGGAGCUGGACCUCAGUGUCCGGGCUGGAGGAUGGAGGUGGAGACAUUCCUUCAGGUCUACAGGGCCGAGGCCAUUUAGGGCUUUAAAGGUCAGCACCAACACUUUGAAUUGUGCUCAGAAACGUACUGGGAGCCAGCGUAGGUCUUUCAGGACUGGAAUUAUAUGGUCCUGGCAACCGCUGCCAGUCACCAGUCCAGCUGCCGCAUUCUGGAUUCGUUGUAGUUUCUGACUCACCUUCAAAGGUAGCCCCACGUAGAGCGCAUUGCAGUAGUCCAAGAGCGUACCACUCUGGCGAGACAGUGCACAGGCAGGUAGGGUCUCAGCCGGCAUAGCAGGUGGAGCUAGUAGACAGCUGCCCUGGACACUUCUCUGUGUAUGUCAGUGUAUGUGUUUGGGUGUUGUAGAAGUAGCCCAAAACCACAGCAAAAGUAAAUAGCCAACUGGUGGCUGGCAACCUUUUGACUUAGCAAUGUAGAAUACACAGUAGGAACAAAGUAUGAACUAUACAGAGCAUAUCUAAAGCAAAAAUUAAAACUGCUUAACUAAUUUCAAUAUACAUGUCCUACAUGGGUAUCACAGACAUGUCCAAGUCCAUGAAGAAAUCAGGAAUAGCAACAGUACCCAAGGCUUCAGCUGUGAGAAGUAGUCGCUGUACUUACUUAUAAUGUCCUGUUGCUGCAAUCUGACCUCAAGUGAUGACACUUUCUGUAGUAGCAGCUUUGGGUGUCAUUUCAAUCAGGAAAUGAAUUAGGAUUAAAUGCCCCUCAGAGCUGCUUAGCUUAUGAGAUCAGGAGCAUCCCAUAACUGCUUUAAAACAAAGAGAAAAUAUUGGGCGGUCCAAUUUAGGUCUAAGAAUCAACAUGCUUGGACAUGGAAAACCACAUUAGUUGCUAAGCACAGUAUUGCAUGCUUGAAAAGCCAAAGUUCUGUUUCUGAUGAAAUUUGGGUAUUCAACAAAUUUAGAUAUUACUUUUAAGAGCGAGUUGAUCUUGGGAGAUCAUGUGAGGAUCAUGUAUCCUACCCAUUCUAUGUUUAUUUUGUUUUUCAUUUUUCCUUUUGUUGUUGUUCAUUUGCCAAUUACUAUUUAGAUUCAAUUUUGGCAUUUACUUAAAACUUCUAGCACUGAAUCUUGGAACAAUCCCAAUUGUCAUUUAAAUUCCAAAAAGAUCUGUGAACAUAAAAAUAUUUUCAUAUUCUUUUAUCUAUCUGUAGGAUGAAAUCGUAUAUUUGGAAGCUGAAAUUAAUGCGUUGAAAGAAGCGAUCAAUGGAAAGGAAAAUGCACUUAGAGAUGAAAGAAAUGUGCAUGCAAGGCUUCAAAAAGAAAUUCAGGUGAUUUUCAGUCAAUAGAUCAUCAUCAAUCUUUAUUACGGUCCAGAGACCCAACAAAUCAUUACAAAGCAAUACACAAUUCAUACAGCCUACCUCCAGGUUAAACAAGCAUUUUGUUCAGAAUAUAGGGAUCAUUUGUUCUUGCAACCACCGAUAAAAACUUUGCCACUGCUAAUGUUCUAGCAUUUGUCCGGUCUUCCAAUAGGAACCUGACAUAGUGAGCCUCUGAUUUUCCUGGGAAAGGUACCAGUAAGGGUAGUAUCAGUUCAGCCCUGGCUUGCUCAUAUUUUGCACAAUGCAACAAAAUAUGUUUUAUGGAAUCGAUGUCUUGAGCACACGAGCAAAGUCAAUAGAAUAGAAUAUGUCACCAGCUGUGUUGUGCUUCAUGUCUUCUAGAAAAAGAACUCUUAAUUCUAAAACUUAUACAUUUUUGAAAAAUCCCAGUAGUCUAGGAAUAUGAAUAAAAACAAAUCAGUAUUGCUGGGGUUCUCUCCCACCUCCAUUCCACAAACACAGAACAACAAAAGCUGGUAUUUUACUUUAUUGCAAUGUGGAAUAGUUAUGAUAUUCUGUUUAUUGUUAUUUAUUAUUUAUCACAUGAACCACUUGCUUGACAAUUUGUAUCAGUAGCGCAUGAUGAGCUGGAAAAAUAUUGCUAUGUUACAGAAUCAAAUGUUGGGUACCAGUAUUGUGAAUAUUUGGGUCUUCUUGACUCUCAACAUAGACCCUGGUGGUUGUGUCGUCUGUUUCACUGUGUACUAUAAACCAGCACAUAGAGGAGCUAAUUGAUCUUUGCGCAAAUGACUACAACAUAUUUAUUCCUAAAAUGGUACAUUGGUGAGUCAAACAAACAUUGUGUGUGGGUCCUCUCCACACUGGUUAUACAGUGGUACCUCGGGUUACAUACACUUCAGGUUACAUAUGCUUCAGGUUACAGACUCUGCUAACCCAGAAAUAGUACCUUGGGUUAAGAACUUUGCUUCAGGAUGAGAACAGAAAUCGUGCUCCGGUGGCGUGGUGGCAGCAGGAGGCCCCAUUAGCUAAAGUGGUGCUUCAAGUUAAGAACAGUUUCGGGUUAAGAACGGACCUCCAGAAUAAAUUAAGUUCUUAACCCGAGGUACCACUGUAUUGCUGUAACCUGCUCUGAGACCUUCUGGGGAAGGGCAGGAAAUAAUAAUAAUAGAUAACAUGAGCAAUGCAAAUGAGGGUUUAAUAACUGCAUGCAAAGAAAUUUUAAUGAAGCUCCAAAAAGUUGUGGUAGUUAUCUCAAGAUAUCUCUGUGAAGUCCAAAAGGAGUCUGCCUUGCCCACUUUGGUGUGAAGUUUUGGAGUAGUCUGCUAGCAAUAUGCUGACAAUACCCACUCUCUCUCUCUUCUGGCCUCAUGGUCUUUCUCUCUGCACAGUCAGAAUGACCAAUGGUCAGGGAUGAUGGAAGGGGCAGUAUUUAAUCCCAUACAUGUCAACUCAGAAAUAAAACCCACUGUGGGAGAGAACUGCAUCCUAAAAAACCUUUGUGACCUUAUAUCUGUUUGCUGUAUGUCUGUUGUGCUCAAGCAUUUCUCAGCUGUGUUUAUUCUUAUUGUUAACAGGUGCAGAAUAAAAGAUAUGAAGCUAUACUAAAGCGUUUGCAUUGUCAAGUGAACAAAUUUCAGUCCAGCAAAAGACAGCGGCGCUGUAACCUUCAGCAAAUGGAAGAAAAAGUAGCAGAACUAAGGAAUCUCCUUGAAGCAACUGAUUGA